This is a messenger RNA of Desarmillaria tabescens, 2262 nucleotides long. RefSeq lists its product as uncharacterized. Gene Ontology annotation, molecular function: 4 iron, 4 sulfur cluster binding; aconitate hydratase activity. The record is from RefSeq and is a predicted model, not a curated record. Gene Ontology annotation, cellular component: cytosol; mitochondrion. Bases 1 to 2262 code for a protein of 753 amino acids. Gene Ontology annotation, biological process: tricarboxylic acid cycle. NCBI's taxonomy places the organism in Eukaryota, Fungi, Basidiomycota, Agaricomycetes, Agaricales, Physalacriaceae. The transcript is spliced from 13 exons.
AUGGCCACCGUGGCACCACGAAUUGGCGACACCAAGGUGCCCAUGUCGUUGCUCGAAAAGGGCGCAUAUAUCAACUACCAGCGCAUCGAGGAUAACUUGGCCAUUGUACGCGAAAGACUUGGACGACCACUGACGCUGUCGGAGAAAAUCCUGUACGGUCAUUUGGACGACCCCCAUGGUCAGGAUAUCGAGAGGGGAGUAAGCUACCUCAAACUGAGGCCAGAUCGUGUUGCCUGCCAAGAUGCCACGGCGCAGAUGGCUCUUCUACAAUUUAUGUCUGCCGGGAUGGACACGGCAGCAGUUCCUACCACCGUCCACUGUGACCAUCUCAUCGAGGCCCAGGUUGGCGGUGUCAAGGAUCUUGCGCGCGCAAUCAGCAUUAACAAGGAGGUGUACGACUUUUUGGCAACUGCUACGGCCAAGUAUGGUCUUGGUUUCUGGAAACCCGGCUCUGGUAUCAUCCAUCAAAUCAUUCUGGAAAACUACGCUUUCCCUGGUGGAUUGAUGAUCGGCACUGACUCACAUACACCCAAUGCUGGUGGACUUGGAAUGAUUGCUUGUGGUGUUGGAGGUGCUGACGCGGUCGACGUUAUGGCUGGCAUUCCCUGGGAAUUGAAGUGUCCCAAGGUCAUCGGUGUAAACCUGACAGGCAAGAUUGGUGGAUGGACCACUCCCAAGGAUGUCAUCCUCAAGGUCGCUGGCAUUCUUACGGUCAAGGGCGGUACUGGUGCUAUCGUUGAAUAUAGAGGUCCUGGUUUAGAAUCCCUUUCUUGCACGGGUAUGGCCACGAUUUGUAACAUGGGUGCGGAAAUUGGCGCGACUACGUCCAUGUUCCCCUUCAACAGUCGAAUGACGGAUUACUUGAAUGCUACCAAACGGUCGGAAAUUGCGAAAUAUGCUUCUCGAUUUGCUCACAACUUGAAGGCUGAUGAAGGGUGCCGAAUACGAUCAGAAACACAGAAUCUAUCUGAGCUCGAACCCCAUAUUAACGGUCCUUUCACUCCCGAUCUUGCUACUCCCCUUUCGCAAUUCGCCUCUGAGCUCAAAGUCGGUCUCAUUGGUUCUUGUACCAACUCUUCGUAUGAAGAUAUGUCACGUUCUGCUUCCAUUGCCAAUGAAGCUGCAAGCCACGGUCUGACAAUCAAGAGCAAGUUCACGAUUACUCCUGGUUCAGAACAGGUCCGUGCUACCAUCGAACGUGAUGGUCAGAUCAAGGCUUUCGAGGAUGUUGGCGGUGUUGUUCUUGCGAACGCUUGUGGACCCUGUAUUGGCCAAUGGGACAGGAAGGAUGUUCCCAAGGGUACACCCAACUCUAUCAUAACUUCCUACAACCGAAACUUCACGGGCCGUAACGAUGCUAACCCUGCUACCCACGCCUUUGUUGCAUCACCUGAUAUUGUCACUGCCAUGGUGUUCGCUGGCUCACUCUCUUUCAACCCUACCACUGACAGUCUCAUCGGAUCCGAUGGAAAGCCCUUCAAGUUCUCUGACCCCUCCGGAAACGAACUUCCUCCACGCGGAUAUGACCCAGGACAAGAUACCUUCCAGCCUCCUCCCGCGGACCGUGCUAGCGUUAGUGUAGCUGUUGACCCCAAGAGCGACCGUCUCCAGCUAUUGCAACCGUUCCAACCUUGGGAUGGAAAGACCCCUUCUGACCUCCCUAUCCUGAUCAAAGUCAAGGGUAAAUGCACAACGGACCAUAUCAGUGCUGGUGGACCGUGGCUCAAAUACCGCGGACAUCUCCAGAACAUCUCUCAGAAUUGUCUGAUUGGUGCUAUCAACUCUGAGAACGGCGAGGCAAACAAGGUGAAGAACCAGAUCACUGGUGAAUGGGGUGGCGUUCCCCAGGUCGGCGCGUAUUACCGAGACCAUGGCAUCAAAUGGGUGGUUAUCGGCGACCACAACUACGGUGAAGGUUCCUCCCGUGAGCACGCUGCUCUCGAGCCUCGGUAUCUUGGCGGUCUCGCUAUCAUCGUGCGGUCGUUUGCCCGUAUUCACGAGACGAACUUGAAGAAGCAAGGCAUGUUGGCAUUGACGUUUGCGGACCCCGAGGAUUAUGAGAAGGUUAAGCCGAGUGACAAGGUUGAUAUUCUUGGAUUGGAUACGUUUGCGCCUGGGAAGAACUUGACGCUCGUGUUGAAGCACGAGGAUGGAAGCAAGGAGGAGAUCCCCCUCGCACAUUCUUUCAAUGAGGGACAGAUUGCAUGGUUCAUGGCUGGCUCGGCUCUUAACUUGAUGGCAGCCAAAGCUAAGGGCCUGUAG